Schistosoma haematobium is the source of this 5411-nucleotide messenger RNA. Its product is annotated as Zinc finger protein containing five transmembrane domains. The transcript has 5 exons. Bases 1102 to 1722 code for a protein of 206 amino acids. NCBI's taxonomy places the organism in Eukaryota, Metazoa, Platyhelminthes, Trematoda, Strigeidida, Schistosomatidae. Gene Ontology annotation, biological process: carbohydrate metabolic process; glycosphingolipid biosynthetic process. Gene Ontology annotation, molecular function: N-acetyl-beta-glucosaminyl-derivative 4-beta-N-acetylgalactosaminyltransferase activity. The record is from RefSeq and is a predicted model, not a curated record.
GCCAAAAAUAGACAAUUCUUACUGAUUAUCCGUUAAAAAAAUGAAGAUAAUACUUUACACCUUGAUAUGUUUUAUUUGUGGCUUUACCUUGUUUCUAUGCUUAAUAUUUCACCAAUGGUUAUCAUUUUCUGUUGUCAAUAGCCCAAUGUUCCGCCCUAGAAUUGAUUCGGAACUUGCAUUAUUCAUUACAAAUGAAUUAUCUCGACUAUUAAAUCCAGACAUUCCAACAGUGGAAGAUGUCGGUGAUACUGUAGAGAGAGCUUGGUUUAAGCAUGAAAAAGAAUUUUGCCUAAAAGAUUAUCUUUCAGUUGUGUGAUUGGUAGAGAUUACGUGAAAUUAGUGAUGGACUGGAAACAGUAGGAAAAUCUUCAAGAGCUUUAUCUUCAAAUGUAACUAGUAUCCAUAAGUCACCUCACCGAACAAUAAUCCGAUACUCACUUAUGAAUAACCUCAAGACAAAUUUACUGAAUUACUAGAGUUUUAGUGAAAGAUCGAGUUUAUCAAUGUCAGGCAUGAGGAAGUCACUCAGUAUCAAUAUCGGUCUUUGACCACACCACAUCAGUAAUCGACUAAAAUUGAGAAUGUGAACAGUUUUAUCCCUGUUCUAUCUCUCGAUGAUAUCGUUCGCGUUUAUGGGGCUUGAAUGUUUUAAGUUCUCGUGAGGUCUUGGAGGGGGAUCAGGAAGAGUUCCAAUCUAAGAUGGAAACCAUUAUUUUAUACCCUCAUUCCCCAGUUUUCCAACCAAUAUCAAGUUCGUGGUGAAAGUUAUCUUUAUAUCUAGUAAAACUUUAACAAAUCACAUUGCAAAGUGAGAAAGACGUCUAAAUAUUUUUCGAUCAGCUUUGUUUCCAACUAGAGGAAACUUGCUAUCAAUUUAGUAUAUCAAGCUAUUGACCAACCAAACUAUUACACAAGAAAUAUAGCUUAUUAGUUCGAAUAAAUAAUCUUUUUACGGUUUUUUUUCGUUGCUCACUAGUUUUGAAUGGUACUCAUCAGUUGUUCAACAGUGAGGGAUGUCGAAAUAGUUGUCUUAUUUCAAAUCAACCAUAUACUCGACGUAAUGUCAUUAUUAUACCAUAUCGAAAUCGUGCAGAACACUUGAUGAAAUUAAUUCCACGUCUGGUUGAAUUACUGACAAAACGGAAUCUAUGUUAUUUGUUAAUUGUUUCUGAACAGAUUGAUCAACAGCCAUUUAAUAAGGGAAUAGUCAUGAAUACUGCAUUUGUGGAAGCGUUGAAUUGGUUGCCGUUUCAUUGUGCAAUAUUUCAUGAUGUUGAUCUAAUACCAAUGAACAAUGAAGUUGAUUAUACAUGCUCAAUCUAUCCUAAACAUAUCAGUGUAAGCGUAGAUAAAUUUCAAAACAGGCUCCCUUACAUUGAACUAAUUGGUGGUGUUUUAUCCAUUCCACUUAAAGCCUUUCUUCGUGUCAAUGGGUAUUCUAAUUUAUUUUGGGGUUGGGGUGCAGAGGACGAUGAUGUGUAUGAGAGGCUUAUGAUAAAUGAAAUUCCUGUCAUACGUCCUGAUCCAAAUGUAGCACAAUUCACAAUGCUCAAACAUAAACCAAGUCUUGCAUUUCAUUCAGCCUUAAGGUAUGUUUUAAAUAUUAGCAUGAAAUUAAGUAUUUUUGUCAAUGAACGAACGCAAAGCAUAAAUCAUUCUAUUCAUGAACAAAUUAAUACAGUGUUCAUCUUAAAAGUCCAAUUACUUUACGAUCUACAAUGAAUCAACCACAUGAUCCACCCUUAAGUCCAACUUCCAACGAAUGGUUAACCCAACUAAAAUGGGUAAACAGGACAGUUCUAUUAGGAAGUUAUAUUGUUCAUCAAUAAUACCUUUUCUGUAUAUAUAGAUAUUCGAUAGUACUAAUGUAAAUUUGGAUCUUUUAGCACAUCAAAUGAUUCUUCCUUCUACCGUAAUUUUACAUUUGUAUUUCUAUCGACAGAGCAUUUUACAUUAUAGCUGAUGUCAUUUCGUGAUAAAAAAAACCAAACUCUGGAUCCUUAAUUCUAGCCCAAAGUGUCUAACCGUAACUAGAACCAAUAUAGAAACUCUUAAAAACUUGUCUCAGUCUUUGAAAGGGUUCCAGGAUAUGGAUAAGGUAUAUCCAUUAUGAUGAUUUUAUAUCACUAUCUUCGAUUUAUGGGCCGAAUAACUUGUAGAAAGUAAUAAUAGACUUGAUAGUUGUGUACUAUCCGUUUACAUUUUGCAAUAUUAUUUUCUCACUCACAAACUAUCCAUCUAUAAAGGCUGCCCUGCGAUUGUUUGGAAACUAUCUGGAAAGUCAUCACGGUUAUUUUAAACUCGUCUCUACACAAUAUUGUCACCGAUUUUAGACUCGUUAUAAAUUUGGCGCAUGAGAGUGAGAAUUUACAUUGUAGAAUAAAAUAAUUCAAGAUUUUAAUGGUAUACCUCGCAAUAUAUUGUACGCAUAUGUCAAAAAUUAUUCUCAUUUUGGUAAAUUACUACAAAUCAUUUUCAUGUAAUACUUUCUAUUUCAUCUCAGAACUCAAAUAUUAUCCUUCACAAAAGUCAGAUAUCGUCUUGAUGGAAUCAAUAGUUUAAAUUACACGCUUGUUAAAUCACAAAUAAAAUUAUAUAAUCAAUUCCACAGUUUAACAUAUAACGAUGAAGUAACUAAAACACAUUUUUCACAUGAAAACAACACUUUCAGAUCAAAUUCGAAAUUAAAUUAUCCAAUUUUGCAUUUAAAAAUCGAUGUUGGUAAGCCUCCAGUUGAGUUUAUUAAGGAAGAUAAUUCUACAUAAGAAAACCAAGUCGGUACGUAGAGAAAAAAAUUAUUUUUGUAACUUGAAUUUUCGUUUGGUUACAAACACAAUUAUACAAUCGAGUAAUUAAAUGCAAAUAAUGAACAACAGUGAGACACUGACAAAUUACAGAUUAUGGAUGAAAACCGCACGAACUACAGGAUCAGUCAUUUCUAUACUGAUCGUAAGUACAUAUGUGUCGAUCCUUUGUCAAUCAAUAGGAUUACAAUGAGCCGAUAACCGACGAGGCCAGCCAAUCGUGAUUUAGCCAUUUUGACAACAUAAUGAAGAGUCAACUACUUUUCGGGAGAACGAUUGUAAAAAGCCUCCAAACUCAUUGGAUUUAAUCUGCGAUGGUGAAAUAUUACUCAUUAUUACUGAUUAUGAUGAUGAUACCUAAGACGUUUAUGGCGAUGAUGACUAGCCUCAUGGAACGAAUCACAGGAUUAUUAAAAAUAAACAUUACUGGUUAAUAUGCAUAAUUCAUAGAAUUUGUUCCUUAGUCAAACUUAAAGCAAGAAUAGCUACAUUUAUUGUCGUUCUCGCUUUCAUUAAAAAAUAUCUACACAUUAAAAUAAGAAAAAACCAAGAAAUACAAGUGCACAAUAUUUAGUGUAAUGAAGCAUAAGUGUAUCUCAUGCAUGAUUUCAUGUUAGGUAUCCUUUUCUUUUUGUCUCAAGAUUUUAUGCAACGUAACGAACAUGAAUAUCAAAGUAUUCACUACAUAAUAAAUUGUGGAGUCUUAUCAACAUUGAAGUAAUUAUCAAUUUCCAGGACAUCUGGUUGCUUUUCAUUUAGUUUAAUUUGUUCUUAAAUUUCGAUUAGUGGAAUCAAGUUACAUGAAACUGUGAAAUGAGGUCCUAUUUUGUAGAUCCUAUAUAUAUAUAUAUAGUUUCAAAUCGCACUUUGCAAUACCUUUGCGACUAUCUACCUCAUAAAUUAAGCGAUAUAUUUGUACCACUGAUGUUUCAUGAACCGAUUGUCUUUGAUAAAUGUAAACCAUUAUCAUAAACCAAGCUGGUGAAUAAAUUGUCCUGAUUUUAUGAUAUGUCAAUUGAUAUUUCCGUGUGCCCAUGCAAACCGAGAGAUGCAUAAAAGUUAUCUUGAUAAUCAGUCUCCCAAGCUCUCAGUACUCAAUCAUAUCAUUUGAUGUAGUGUCAGAGAAGAGGCAUAUACUUAUCGAUAAGGUUUGAUGAGAACUAAAGUACUUUGUUAUUGUAUUUGAUACUGGUGGCAAAAAUGCCUGAACUUGUACAUAUAUGUCAACCCUCAUGAAGAACUAAAUACAUAGAAGAAAACAUCUCUAACACAAUCCUAGAUAUUAUGGAUACUGAAGAUAAUAAUCAACAAAAUACUAGAGAUUUUGCUGCCAUAUGGUCAAAAUCACUUAAAGAUUAUUUGCAUCGUGACAGUUAUUGCUCGCGGUUCGACAAUUUACGUUAAAACCAUGAGGGUACUAAAUCUUAGUAGGUCAGUUUCAUUUUAAUCGGAAUAAAAUGUUGAGUUAUAUUCAAGUUACGACACCUAGCAGAAGUAAAUAAUUAAAAAAAUGUUAGGAUAAAGAACAUGUAAAGUGAGCAGCUAUUCUUUCGUGAGUUUACGUGUUUUUGAUGGACAAUUAUUUCAUGGUAUCUUUAUAAAAUCCCAGUCUUUUAAUUAAUUAACCGUUACUAUGUGAUCACCGUCCACGUAAAUUACAGUUUUUAAUCAUUCUGAUGUUUUGACUGGGAAUUUGCAUGACCUGUCAAUGGUGCAAACAAGUACGCUAACGUAUGUGAUGGAUUCAACGUCAAUAUUAUCGACAAAACAAAAAUAAGAUAACCUAUGUUUAUGUUAUUUGUGACAUUCACUCUCUAAACUCUGUUAUUCAUAUUGGAGUUUAGUGAUUGACUUGUGAAUCACUUGAUCAGUUCUCUAACAUCUGAGCUAUUACUGAUUAUCAACCCUAUAUCGAUAACAGUCUGCUACCAUAGAUUACAGUAAAUAGUUUGGUGACAGGCUAAUCCCUUCAUCAUAUCAUUUACAUAUGAUUGAUACAAGCCGUAAUUAGGUAAUGUGAUCAAAUGUUAACAAUACCUCUUGUUUUGUCAACAGUUAGGUGUAGUACUAGAUAACUGAAAUGAAGCUAAUAAUAGUCAUUAAGAGUCUAAACAAUUUAUUCAUCGUUACGCGGUUAACGGGAUUUUGGCGAGCAGAUGAAGUUGAUUUUAAUUUCAAUUCUGUGUAGCAUGUUCGAGUAGAUUACACUAAUAACCAAGUGUAUUAACAGUCAAAAUAUUUUGAAAAAUAACCUGAAAUCUGGAAAAUCAAAAUAGCAUUAUUCGUAACUAAAAAAAUGACCAAAAUCAUUUGGAAAUUUUAGAAUUUCACUACGCUAAUAAUCAACAAACAAACAAUCGCUCUACUAAGAAAAGCUAGGAAGUUAACAAAGGACAGCAAUUAAAUUACUGUAAAAAUGGAGAAAAUACUGGGAUAAGAACAACUGCUUAACAUACAUAACAAAAACAAAUACUUGAGGCUACACAUCAAGAUUUAUCGUCAUUUUGAUGUCGAACUCUAUUGAUUUAUUUUACAGACAUAUAACCCCAUCUUCCUAAUUACACUCAGAAAUCAUUCUGUAUAGACGAUUGUUUUCGUGAUACUUAC